AUUUAACUAUUUUGGCUAAUCCUUUUUUUGUUGCUAGCUUUACACAGGUCUCUUCCGUCUUGUUUUGCAUUGCGAGUGAACCCCAAUUGGCGCAUUCAAGCGGAUCACUUUUAGGAAAAGGCUUAGCUAAAAUGCUACAGUUGUCAACAAUGUUAUCCACAACGCAACAACGAGAUGGAGCUGAACUUGGUAGCCACUACCGUACAAACAAUCAGUCUCGACAAACCAUCAGCAGGGAGAGGCUAUACGGACACGCCUGGUGCCCAAAUUGAUGACGUAUGUCGAGCAGUGAGAGUCGUCCUCAAGAGCCCCUCUUAAGGCUGAAGUGAGGGAUUCAACUAAUCUGGCCAGGGCCCCGGGAAGGCGUGUUUUGCACCCAGUAAAAGUUGAUUGUAUUCGUUUUGGAAUCGGACUGCCUCCCAGGCGUGAGCCAGGUGCCCUGUUCAAAGCCCACGGCAAAAUCGUCUUAAUUAUGUAAGUGGAGUAGGUUGGCCAACGGUCCUCUACAUUGUGCUCUGAUUGUCCAAUCAAAAGAAGCCGGAUGAAGGAUGUGCUUAACUCGGCGUUCUCAUUGGCCAAGAAGACAAGCCAAGGCUUUGGAUGAAUUCAUCAGCACUUGCACACGUGAUAUGUGCGCGCUGGUCCUGAUUAGCUGACAAACAGCUGAUGAACAUGGCAAGGACACAGUUUAAAGGACAGACGGGAGGAAAGCAUACUGAGUAGAAAUAACCACAAUGGAACAUGCAAACUAUUUUUAGGGCGCGACCGAUUAUUUAUUAUCGUCCCGCAGUAGUCUGUGUCCUUGGGAUUUUGACAGAUUUUGCUUAGAACCGGCGAUUUGGAAUUCUACAUAUCUUUCAUAUACCGAAUUUCAUUUAGCUAAGGUCGAGCCCAUUUAGCAAUGGAUUUUAUAUUGAGCGGGGCAGCUGCCUGCGGAGCUUGCCUGUUCACUAACCCACUGGAGGUUGUCAAAACGCGAAUGCAAUUACAAGGAGAGCUCAAAAACCGGGGGACCUACCAGAUUUACUACCGCAACGUUUUCCACGCUUUUUACACUAUCGGCAAAGUAGAUGGACUAGCUGGUUUACAGAAAGGGUUGGUACCGGGACUUGUCUAUCAGUUUUUCAUGAAUGGAGUUCGGCUUGGGUCGUAUUCAAUCAUUGAGUCAUCUGGAUACAUCCACACGGACGGGAGGGUUAGUGCUGCUAAAACUACAGUAGCAGGGGCUGCGGCUGGAGUAGUGGGGGCAGUGAUGGGAAGUCCCAUCUACUUGGUGAAGACUCACAUUCAGAGUCAGGCCACUUCCUCUAUAGCUGUUGGACAUCAGUAUCAACAUCAGGGGAUGGUCCAUGCUCUGGCAGCGAUCCACAAGCAGCAUGGUAUCCUAGGCCUGUGGAGGGGCUCCAGUGCAGCUGUACCUAGGGUCAGCGUGGGGUCAGCUGCUCAACUCUACUCCUUCGCUGCCUCCAAGGAGCUUGUUGUCGACCUACAGGUGUUCCCAGAGGGCAGCUGGCUGGUGGCUCUGUGCGCAGGGAUGAUCAGCAGUGUGGUGGUGGUGGCAGCCAUGACACCCUUUGACGUGGUCAGCACACGGCUCUACAACCAACCUGUGGAUCAUACAGGCAAGGGAGAGCUCUAUAAAGGUUUUGGGGACUGCUUCUCGAAGACACUGAAGAUGGAGGGUGUGACAGGGCUCUACAAAGGCCUGGGUGCAUCCUACUUCCGUCUGGGGCCACACACCAUCCUGUCUCUACUGUUCUGGGACGAACUGAGGAAGCUCUGGCAGCAGCACAGAUAGUAGCCGGCAGGCAGGACAAGCUCUACUCUGCCAGCAACACAGAUAGUAUCAGGAAAGGGAAUGGUCGCGUUCCAGGCCAUCUACAAAGCAGUUGCGCUGCAUAAAUGAACCGAUGAUUGCCACGUCAUCUACAUUGCAGUCGGGCAUUAGUAUGAUACUCUUUAUGUAUGGUUGUAUUUGUAUCUUUUUCUCAAACAAUAACAACCAUACAUAAACAAAAUACAAACAGGCACACACAAAUUUCAUCGAAUUGAAUAUUUACAUAAUACAUUUGAUUCAUCCACUGUCAUAGUGAUGUCAUCCAGUUUUUUCAAAAUCAUUGACGAGAAAAGUAUGGUCCACCCUGUUUGAGUAUCUCACCGCACCCUAAUAUGCCACGUCUUGAAAUAUGCAGAUAGACAGAUUAAAAUCACAUUUACAUUGUAAAACCUCUGACAGCCAACUGUCUAACUCCGCCCAUAACUUUUGGACCUAGCACUCCCAGAAGGCAUGGAUUAUUAAGUCCAUGUUAGUUUUACACUUGAGACAUGACUCUACUGUUGUCAUGUAGAAUUUGUGAAAUUUGUCUCUUGUAUAACAAAUUGUAUACAUGAGUUUAUACUGGAUUAAGCGUACAUUUUCGUUAACUGUAAUUACAUUAGUUAUGUUCCAACACUCCAUCUUGUGCCAGGCAUCAGAAUUCAAUGUGGUUACUGACAUCCAGGAGUUGGGAUGUGGUGCGUGACUGCAAUGUAGGUGGCCCUGAAGAUGGACGCAGUCAGGUAUAAAGAUAAAGACUCAUUAAGCCACAGGUCAGUUCACAGGUUAAAUGAUCCCUAAUUUAAUGAGUUUGUAGCCUGAUCCCAGAUCUGUUUGUUCAAUCUUGUCAACUCCUAUGGCCAUUGACUAUACAGCGUAAACAGAUCUGGGACCAGGCUUAUGCAUUUGGUCUUGAGAUAUAUGUCAAUAGUGGAGGAGUUUACUUUUGUGUGUAAACUUUUUUUAAACUAGAGCAAAGGUUCUACACUCCAAUAAGAAUCUAAUUCAAACUGGUUUCUGAUCUCGGAAGCACAAUGAGGUAACAAUAGGCUGCUGUGGUGGCUGACACGUUGUGGUAUGCAGCAGAAUAGUUUAUCCAUCCAAUAAGAAUAGGAAGAUGUUUCUUGAGUCAGAAUAAUUCCCAAUUCUUCUGCAGAAUGUUCACCACAAGCUUCCUCCACUUGUACUAAUAAUAACGUCCUUACCUCAUCCAAGUUACUGACUGCUGUGCAUUUAUGUAGCUUGAGUACUAGGAAACCUCUACUACACAAUUUAAUUGACAGAGAAUUAGAACAUCUACAGAUUAGGCAAGACUUCUUCAAACGUACAUGAACAAUCUCAGCACAGUAUUAAUAUAGAAAAAAAUCGACCUCCAGAGUAGAUUUAAUGAUUUACAAACCCCAUCGCAACAGUUGUUUUCACACAUUUAAUAUAAAUUUACCGCAGAAAUUAGACACAAGUUUAUUUUUAUAAAGUAUAGUGGGAUUUGUUCAUACCGCUUGCCUUACUGUAAAAUUGCUCUCUGGAUGUAUAGCUUACUGCUUCUAUUGAUUCUAAGGUUGACUAAUAUUGUACAUUGGGUCUGCUUACUUGACACAGCUGGGUUAUUUAAUUGCUGUACAUCCAUUACAGGCAUUUUGAUUCAUUUUGAUCUCUCUAAUGAAUGUAUUAAUUGUCUUGUGUAGAUCCAAUCGCUGAAGGAUAUUUAUUUACUAACGUGAUUCUGAUAUUGGUUUGUUACACAGCCAUAUGCAGUGCCAUGUAAUGUAAUUUUGUAGGAUGCAAAACAGCCCCCCCCCCCCCCCCCCCCCAAAAUGAAUAAAUAAUAAUACUUGUAAUUGCUGUCAAA
This is a messenger RNA of Oncorhynchus kisutch (coho salmon), 3665 nucleotides long. RefSeq names its product solute carrier family 25 member 35 (gene slc25a35). The record is from RefSeq and is a predicted model, not a curated record. Bases 902 to 1798 code for a protein of 298 amino acids. NCBI's taxonomy places the organism in Eukaryota, Metazoa, Chordata, Actinopteri, Salmoniformes, Salmonidae. The transcript has 7 exons.